Messenger RNA from Pomacea canaliculata, 5600 nucleotides. RefSeq names its product cryptochrome-1-like. Gene Ontology annotation, biological process: circadian regulation of gene expression; entrainment of circadian clock by photoperiod. The transcript has 14 exons. Bases 571 to 2232 code for a protein of 553 amino acids. The record is from RefSeq and is a predicted model, not a curated record. Gene Ontology annotation, molecular function: FAD binding; DNA binding. NCBI's taxonomy places the organism in Eukaryota, Metazoa, Mollusca, Gastropoda, Architaenioglossa, Ampullariidae. Gene Ontology annotation, cellular component: cytoplasm; nucleus.
AACUGACUGGACAACAUGCUUUACCCUAGUCUAAUUAUACGAGAGUAAACAGCAUCCUUUCUGUAGUCUAAUUUGCAGCAUUCAGGGGUGGCUUGCUGGGUUACGGUAUUCUCCCAUGCAACACGGUCAUAAGUUUGCUCCCUUUUUUUAAUUGGGUUGAGAAUGAAUUCCCUUGUCCACCGAGCUAGAGAACGGACGUAAUUUAAACGUCUUCGUGGCUAGAUGUGGACAUGGAAAAUGCAAUCAAUCACUAAUCUUUAACUGCAAGAGACUGCCAAGAUGGGUCACUAAUAAAAAGAUGAUGUUCGUCCUCACAAUUACUAGCAAAUGUAAUCAAACGCUUCGAGUUCCGCUUCGGUGGAGGGGAGGGAAGGGUGAUUCUUUUGUCACCUUUAUGUCGGUGUCACCGUUGUUGUCCAUGGCUAAACGAAAAUGUAUGCACGGCCAGUGCAUCUGGACAUCGCAGAGUGCAGCAAAUUAGCGGUUGCAGCGAGGAAAGGAUAAAAUGUAAAAAUAAAACAGGCACGUGGCAGGCCUUGUGUCCAGGCAUCACAUUCAGAUCCAGGAGACAUGACAUCACUUUCUCCCAAGAAGGUUGUUUCCAUCCAUUGGUUUCGCCAUGGCCUUCGUCUUCAUGAUAAUCCAGCACUUCUGGAAUCUUUGAAAAACGCUGAUGAAUUUUAUGCUGUCUUCAUCUUUGAUGGUUCUGUAGCAGGAACUGCAACAGCAGCUUACCCGCGCAUGAGGUUUUUAUUGGAGUGUCUUUCUGACCUGGACGCUGGUCUUCGUAAACUGGGUACUCGUCUGUAUAUUAUUCAUGGACAGCCAGAGGAGGUUUUUCCUAGGCUAUUUGAAGAAUGGGGUGUGUCUCGUGUCACGUUCGAACAAGAUCCAGAACCUGUAUGGCAAGAUCGAGACAAUAAGGUGAAGACCCUUUGCAAGCAGUGGAAAGUGGAAUGCAUUGAGAAAGUUUCUCAUACACUUUGGGAUCCCCAGAGCAUAAUUCAAGCCAAUGGUGGGUCACCUCCCCUGACAUAUGCCAUGUUUUGCCAAGUGACUGACAUUGUUGGACUCCCUCCUCGCCCAUGUCCCCAGCCAGACUUCAAAGGUGUGAAUCUGCCUGUGGUAGACAACAAGAAAGAUGUCAUGGGCAUACCAACGUGCGAAGAGCUUGGUGUUUAUCCAGAAUCUGAACGUCAGAAAAAUCCAUUAGGUGGCUAUGUUGGUGGAGAGCAAAGAGCUCUAGAACUGCUUAGUCUUCGGAUUGAGAAAGAAAGAAAAGCUUUUGAGAAAGGUCAGUGCCUACCCAAUCAACUAAAUCCUGACCUAACUGGCCUGCCUCUUAGCUUGAGUCCUCAUCUGCGAUUUGGCAGUUUGUCUGUGCGCCGUUUUUACUGGGCUAUUCAUGAUGCUUUCAAGGAGGUAUCUCAGUGUGAAGAAGUGCCUACAUCUAUCACUGGACAGUUGAUCUGGCGAGAAUAUUUCUACUGCAUGUCUGUCAAUAACCCUAUGUACAACUGUAUGGAGGGCAACCCAAUCUGCCUGGACAUUGACUGGUACCAGAACCAGGAGCAGUUUGAGAAGUGGUCUAAGGGUCAGACAGGGUACCCAUGGAUUGAUGCCUGCAUGCGGCAGUUGAAAGAGGAAGGCUGGAUUCACCAUGUGUGUCGUCAUGCUGUCGCAUGCUUUUUAACCCGCGGAGACCUCUGGAUUGAUUGGCAAAUGGGACUGAAGGUUUUUGACAAAUACCUUGUAGAUGCUGAUUGGUCUGUAUGUGCUGGAAACUGGAUGUGGGUUUCUAGUUCGGCCUUUGAAAAAGUGCUUCAGUGUCCUAAGUGCAUCUGCCCUGUGCGCUAUGGACGGCGUAUGGAUCCCAAGGGGGACUAUGUCAGACGUUAUGUUCCUGAGCUGAAGAACAUGCCGCUGCUGUAUUUGUUUGAGCCUUGGAAAGCACCAGCAGAAAUUCAAGAAAAGGCUGGCUGUAUAAUAGGUUGUGACUACCCUCCACCCAUGGUAGACCACAAACAGGCCUCUAAAAUGUGCAUGUCCAAGAUGGAAAAGAUUAAGAACAAGUGCAGAGGCUUACCACACAUUGCUCCAUCCAGUGCAGCUGAGGUACGACUGUUCAUGUGGAUGGACAACAAAAGCUUGGAGGAGAGCCUUGCACAUUGCCAGAAACACGUGACAGAACCUGAAACUUUUAGCAAGGCUACAUUGCCACUUGGACAGUAAUUUUUUUAACAGACACUUUUGACACAAAAGUUCAUAUCGGAUUCAUCUGUGGAGGGCAACUAAUUGUAUGCACUUUUAUGGAUGCUUUGACCUGUGUUUUUCAAUGUUAUAUAGUGGUAUAGUGUUUCAAUAUUCACCUGUGCUUGACAGCCCCCAUCUGUUAAAUCAAAAUAUUUUAGAAAAUCUUAUGUGGUAAAAUAUUGUUUUUAUUUAUAUAUGUAAUUUGUGACUCAUUUUUAAUAUUGAAAUUAGAUCUGUGCUACCAUUGUUGUUCAGCAUGGUAUUAUUAUUAUUACUGCUGCUGUUGUGCUUUUGGAGCAUCUGAUAUUUCAGAAUCGACAUAUCAUCACCCUCCCCCCACAACCCUCUCUCUCAUUGUCAUAGUCUGUCACCUGUGUUGUCCUCUUUCCAUUACUUUUUCAUCUUCAUAUUUCAGAUUACAGAGUACUUUUUUUAGCCUAUAGACUUUAUCAUUUUGUAAUAACAAUCAUAAUCACAAGUAUAGACUUUUCUUCAAAACUCUUAUUCUACAGAUCAGGCAUUCACAGACAUGCAUUAUCUCCCCUACCCCUUUCUUCCUAGUUUGUCACUGAAAAAGAAUUGCUUUUAUAUAUUACAUGCUUCUGCAUGUGAAAACAAAUGCUGAAAUCUUAUUGCCUUGUUGAUUUUUUUUCAGGUGUGUUUUGUAUUUAUUUUGUCGUUGGAUGAUGGAAAUAUCACUCUAUAGUCUUAUUCUGUCAGCUAAUAGCCACUUACUAAUCUGCUUUGUUUUAGAAUUUCUGAACUUACUUUAACAAAGUCUAGCAGAAGUAUCAAAAUGUGCCAUUGAAACAUGCUGCUAUACUCUUCUAUGAAUUGUGAAAGAGCACUUGUCUUAUUAAUAGUUUGACAUUCAUUUAGUUUUUUUUUUUAUCUCUCGUCAAUAGCGCACAAAUUUUUACAAAAACCCACCAGGAAAAAAAAAUCAUUAUUUCUUUAAGGUUUGCACAAAUCUUUUUUUUGACUCCCCCGUCCACCCCCAACCCCCAACAAAGCCUCCAUUAUGUACAUUGAGACUUUUGUCCAUUCCUCAGUGAUGUUUUUGGGGUCCAGGAUAUACCUCUUCCACAGUUUGGUUGGCAGAGACCACUGAGUGGUUAAAAAGACCUGCUUGUCAGGUUUCUUUUUCAGAUAAAACAAUUUGUUCUUGCUUCCUAGAGAAGAAUAACAACAUAAAAAUAAAAAAAUUAUAAAUAUUUCCAGCAUAGCAAGUGGAAUAAAAAAUUGGAAAAAGUAUCGACAUUUACAUUUGCAGAUGGGUGCUGUGAAUUUUUUUGUCGUUAAUAGUUUAUAAAAUUAUCAAUAAAUCUAGUUGCAAACUGUUUAUCAAAUUUGAAGAACGUGGUGCUAGCUUGUUCUUUUGGAGAUAUUUACAGCUUUAGGAUAAAGUCCCAUACUACAAGCCAUGGUACUUUAAAAACUAGCUGGAUACUGGGAAUUUACUGUGUCACUGCCAUUGCUUUAACCUGUAGAUGAACCUUCAGAAUAGAAUAUUUUGUUUGCCAAAGCUCUAAAUUGUGCCGAAGCAUCGCUAGACUUUCUUGAGCAGGGCAUAGAUUCAAAUUUUAGUGGCAUCCUAACACUUUGCAAACUCCACACAUCCAUAAAAUUGAAGCGCUGCAAGAACACAAAGCAUCUUCUGUCUGAUCUUUCCUAAACACAGGAAAGGUAAAAAUUUCAACUUAGAGCAACUAUUCUGGCAUUUGCAAAUUUUUAGAAUUAUUUUCAAUUAUCCAAGAUUUUUGAUUAUCCGGAUGAUGGGCGCCGGUCAUUAAACUGGAUAAUUGAGGUUCCACUGUAUAUAUUUUUUUUCAUAAAUUGCUGAAAUUUAUCAUAUGCUGUUUUAAUAUCAGAUUUUAAGCACCAGGGAGGCACGUCAGCCCAGUAUGAUAUAAUUUAGAAAAAAAAAAUGCAUGAAAUGUUAUAUGGAUCAAUAUGAAGUGUUGUUUUAGCAACACAACAAGAUAGCAUGGAAUACAAGUGUACUCUGUUAAGCAUUUUGCCUAAAAUACUGCUCACAUGGCUUCAGUGCUGUCAUAAUGCAUUGCUUGGUCAUCAUGUUUUCAAUAGUUUGUAAGAGAUUUUUAUUUGUACCUCUUAAAGAAAGAGUUUUUCACUGGUAGAGAAGAAAAUUGUGAACAUUUAUUUGAUAACCUGGGAGAAACUUUUAUUUUGUGGUACCUCUUGUGAUCUCCAUCAUACAGAUAAAACAGGUUUAUACAUGAUGACAUUAUCUUUUGAAUUUCAGCACAAUGGCUUCUGUUUAAGAUGUGAAAAGCCUUAAAAAGCUACUAAUAUUUAAGUCUGUUGAAAUGUUCUGAGCAGCUAAGGAUCAUUUAUUUACUUAAAAUUUAUCUAUUAUCUUGACUAUUUUGAAUUUUUCAUAACUUCAUAUUUUAUUAAUGAAAGGAUUGAAUUUUUUUCAUUUUAAUUUUUGAAAAAAUCAGGCUUUGAAUGUAAUUGGUGGUUGUGUUUGAAAUGAUCCUGUUAACCUGUGUUAUAUGUGGGUUGAUGAGAAAUUUGUGUGGUCUGUGUAUGUGUGUGUGUGUUUUGCAUAUGAACAUUAAAGAUUGUGUUCUUUGUAGAUUAUGGAUGUAUUGUAAUAGUCACGUAAAUUUUGAUACCACCUUCACACGCUUCACUGGCUGCCAGUCCAAGAUCAUAUUAUGAGAUCGCAUGGCCUUGUCCCAUCAUGCCUGUCUGAGUUACUUAUACCUGCUGGCCUCUUUGGUCUGCAUUUCUCACUUUGCCAUGAAUCAGAUGGGAGAAAUUCAUCAGAUGCGCCUUUUUCUUCUCUGGCCUCACUGUUUAGAAUUCAUUUCCUCCCUCUCUUCAUAGUAAAUAAAUUAUACAGUCAUUAUGAUAAUCAAAUUCAGACAGAUCACGUGGGUGGUGACAGGUCACAGAUAAUACUGAUAUCCUUUUUAGUCUAACUGGCAUUGGAGACAGCUUUGAGUAUGUGAAGACCUUUAUGGUAAUACAAAUCAUACCUUGUAAAGAAAAAUGUCUUUGAAAUUAAAGCAUUUUGAAUUUAAAGCACACCAUAGAUACAAGGGUCUACUAUCGGUAUACAAGUAAAGAUUGGACAGGAUAUGAUAUGCUUUAUUGAUAAAAAUGUAUUUAUUUUGGAGGUCAUAUUUAUUUUGCAUGUCUCGUGCAAUAACAAAUGCCUCCCUUGUGUUCUAUUUUGUUAAGUGUAAUGACAAUGCCAUGGGGAGCCUCUUUGCCUCUUACCAUUUAUAUACAGAUACAUAUAUUUAUUGAUGUUGCUGGUCUAUAUUGUUAUUCAAUGAUAACUGUUGAUUUUGUGUAAUAAAUAAUCAGGUUGA